UGUACCCCUCAGAGUUAACUUUUUAAUCCCGGGUUUGUCGCGUUAUCACACACAAGAGGAGGAGGAGGCGGAGGAGGUCGCGUAGAGAAAAGGGGGCCAACAAGUCAGUCAUGGUAUGAGGUUAGCGUGAAAAGCCGGAGCGCAUUCUUGCAAAGUAAAGCCCGUUGAUAUUUCACCGUGAGGAGGAGAAGAAGAAGAAGAAGAAGAAGAAGAAGAGGAGAAAGAAAAGGGAAAGGGAAGCCCGGAGAAGCGAGAGAAAAGCGGGGUUGCAAGAUGCAGCUGGCCGCGGUGCUGUGGGGCUCCCUGGUAACUUUACUGCUCAGCCAGAGUCCAGGGGUCCAGGGCAGCGCUGAGUGUUCAUGUGGGAAGAACCACUUCACUUGUGCGGUCAGUGCGUUCGGGGAGUGUACCUGCAUCCCCGCCCAGUGGCAGUGUGACGGAGACAACGACUGCGGCGACCACAGCGACGAGGAUGGAUGCAUGCUUCCCACCUGCUCUCCGCUGGACUUCCACUGCGACAACGGCAAAUGCAUCCGCCGCUCCUGGGUGUGUGACGGAGACAACGACUGCGAGGACGACUCGGACGAACAGGACUGUCCUCCCAGAGAAUGUGAGGAGGAUGAGUUCCACUGCCAAAAUGGUUACUGUAUCCGCAGCCUGUGGCACUGUGACGGUGACAAUGACUGUGGGGACAACAGCGAUGAACAAUGUGACAUGCGUAAAUGUUCCGACAAGGAGUUCCGCUGCACGGACGGCAGCUGUAUCGCCGAGCACUGGUACUGUGACGGAGACACGGACUGCAAGGAUGGAUCGGACGAGGAGAACUGUC
Labrus bergylta (ballan wrasse) is the source of this 829-nucleotide messenger RNA. The record is from RefSeq and is a predicted model, not a curated record. NCBI's taxonomy places the organism in Eukaryota, Metazoa, Chordata, Actinopteri, Labriformes, Labridae.